CGACCGUACCGUCAUCAAAUUGGCAAUAUAAAUUCUAGGCUUCUAACUUCCUUUCUCUACGCACUUCUAUCAACAUGGCGGCCUCUGGAAAGAAGAAAGGCAAGAAGAAGGGGAAGACUCUGAAUCUAAAUGAGUUCCUGUCAACAGGUGAUAAUACCCCUGCUCCUGGUACCAGCUUUGUUUAUUCUUCAAAAUCAUCAUGGGCAGAUGAAGCAGCAGACGCAGAUGGGGAUUUUUCCUCUUCAACACCAUGGGGAAAUUCCAGCACAACUCUCCCUGAGCGUAUAUCCCUGCCUACUGCACCAAAGAGUGCCCAGCAAGUGGAGAUAGACAAGAGCAAGCUUCCACCAAAUCCUCCUUACACUAUCUACCUUGGCAACCUACCUUUUGACUGUGCAACAGAAGAUAUCAAGAAGUUUCUCAAUGGAGCUAACUGUAAUGUGAGUGAUGUUAGGUUACCAACAGAGGGAGAUACCCAGCGGCUUAAAGGCUUUGGAUAUGCAGAGGUUGAUGAUAUGGAAUCAUUGUACAAGGCACUAUCCCUCAACAAUGCACAAUUAAAAAGCAGACGGAUUCGUGUUGAUCUGGCGAGUCAGGCUCAAACAGAUGGCAAAGGUGGUGACAGAGGCUUUGACAAAACCCCUGGUGAUUGGAGGAGAUCUGAUAACUCAAAUAGAAGUGAAUGGAAUCAGGGUGGAGAUAGAUACGGUAGCUCUAACAGACCUAGUGUACCUAGCGAGAGUGAUAGAGAUAGAUGGCGGGAUAGAGGAAGUUCUGAUAAUGCUGGCAGCAGGGGAUAUGAAGGGGAUAGAAGUUAUAACAGAGACCGUGGAGGUGGAUAUGAACGGAACUAUGAUCGUGGAGGAGUAGGAGGAGGAGGAUUUGAAAGGAACUAUGACAGAGACAGGGGAGGUGGCUUUGGUAAGGAAUGGGAUCGUGGGGGUGGUAGUGGCGGCUACUCUCGCGGUGGUGGAUCCCAGCAAGAUUAUGGUUCUGAUAGACGGAACGACAGAGGUCCCGAUAGGGGCUAUAAUCGUGGUGGUGGCCCUGAUAGGGGGUAUGACAGAGGCUAUGACAGAGGUGGUCCUGAUAGCAGCUAUGGUAGAGGCGGCGGCCCUGAUAGGGGCCCUGACAGGGGAUAUGAACGGGGAGGACCAGACAGAGGUGGAAUGGACAGGGGCUAUGAGAGAGGUGGAUAUGGCCCAGGCAGAGGAGGGUAUGACAGAGAUGAAGAAAGAGAUCAGUGGAGGAGAAACGAUAGCAGUGGGCCUGCAAGAAGAGGAGAUGAAAAUGACUAUGGACCUCCUGAAAGAGAAACACCUCGUGAGAGGAAGAAGCUGGUUCUUCAGAAAAGAACACAACCCAUUGAAGAGAAUCCUACCAAAGCAGCAAGUACUGCAUCAAUCUUUGGAGGAGCUAAACCUGUAGACACUGCUGCUAGGGAAAGAGAGAUAGCUGAGAGACUUGAGAGGGAAAAGAGACAGUUUGAACAACAGAAACACACACAGAAUUUAGAUAAAGAAGUCCCGAGGAAAGACGGCCCAGAGCAUACCACUGCUCGUGUAAGGAGAGACAGUGAAAGAUCAGAAGGAAGGGAAGGAAGAACACGUCACAGUAGCUCAGGCUCAGGAAGGGGAGGUCCAAGACCAGUAAUAAUGAGAAGAGAAAGUGAAAGGUCUAAUGAUGAAGAGGUAUUCCAUAAAGACGAUCAGGCACCAGUCUCGCCUACUCCUACAUCUCCGCCUCCACCCAAGACUCCUACCUCACCUAGGCAAGAAGAUGUUAAGUUAAUACCAGCCCCACCUCCAAAGGAGAAUGCAUGGGCAAAGCGCAGUGAGACAGUAGCAUCACCUCCAGCCAGCUCUACAGUCGGCAAAUCUUCACACGCUUCACCAUCAGACCGAUCAUAUAGUGAGUCCGGUGCAUGGAGGGACGGUGAUAAACCAAGGGGAGGAGGAGGUGGUGGUAGGGGAGGAGGAAGGGGUGGAGGGCCAUCUGCGAGAGGGAGAGGUAUGUCAUCAAGAGAAGGUGGUGGACGAGGAGGAGGUGGAGGAAGAGGACAGCCUGAUGGUGAGAGAAAAUCAAGAGAUGAUGGACGAAAUAAACCCCCUGGUCCUAUGCCCAAGUAUGAGGAACCAAAAGCUAGGGACUGGUCAGAUGCCAAUAAGUUUUCAUCUCUCUUAGAAGAUGAACUUGGGAAUGCAUCAGAUUAACACCUUUCUAUGAGAUCAAGUUAUUUCAAAAAUCUGUUGCGAGAGCAUGGAGUAUCCAAAGGUGUAGCAUUUUAUAUUUUCACUUUGCUUUUCACUAUGAUAUGAGUAUCUAUGUUUUUUCCAUGCUUUCGUGAGAUUUUGAGUCUCAAAAUUCUUUUUUUUUUACUUCCUUUCAAUUUAAAGUCUGUUUUUAAGUUUAAGUAAAAUAUAUUCAUUUACAAAGUUUGAAUUCAGCUUCAAAUGAAACGAAUUGGCAUGGAUACCACAAAACACAUGUGUGAAAGAUUCAGACGAAAAAUAUGACAUUUUGGGAGAAAAUACAAAAUUGCUGGGUUUAUUUUGUCGGGAUCCCCAAAACAUGAAAAAUCUGUUGUAGGUUUUUUUAUUUUUAGCUUAAAACCAUUUCCCAACCAUGGUAUGUGGUGAAAAUGUGAGUAUUCAAUAUUUGUAUAAAGCUUCCUGAUCAUAAGCAAUUACCAAAGUUGUAAGGAAAGUGUUUGAAUUGCCUUUAUUCAGACACACAAAAAUAUUUCCGAGAGAGAUGGCGCUAAAGCAGAGAAAUGGAAGAACUCAAAUUUUUCACAAAUUGGUCUUUGAAGAGUUAGAUAAAAUGGUCCUUACUAUUUCAAAAGAUUGGCAUGAAAGAAUUAUAUUUUUAUGUAAUUCACAUUUUUUUUACAAAGCUUUAGACAGGCAUUUAGUUGACUGUAGUAAUGCUGCUGUUGAAGUUUCUUUGAAAUGCUCCCUCUGUAUGUCAUGUUAUCACUAUGGCAUAACCAAGUUAAUUUAAUUCAUCUUCAAACAGACUCAUUUUGAAUACAAUGGACCAUGUUAAUAAAAAUCCUUGUAGUAAAAAUUACGAUAUUGUGAAUUUUAUUGAUUGUAAUCUGUCUUAUAAAGAGAAUAUAAAUGAAUGGUAUCCAUUUUAUGGGUUUUUUUAAGGUCAUGUGGUUUUUAAUUUCUAUUAGAAAGUAAAGUUUAGUUUUAUAUAAAAACAUCAAAUUGGAUCCAGGUUAGAUUUGAUGAGAUGUACCCAUUAAAAUCAUAAAUUUGAAAUGAAAAGUUUUUCUCAAUAUAUUAGACAGGUACGUCAUCUGAAACAUAUGCAAUGCAUUUUCAUUUACACUUCACGACAUGAUGUAUGCAAGUAAGACAUUAGAUUCAAGGAAUAUAUUGGACUAGAUUAACCUGCCCUUCCGUAGUAUCUGUUAAUCUCUUCUAUUAGAAAUUUUAAAUUUGAAUUAUUCAAAGGAAUGCCCUCCAAAAUGUUAUUUGUUUUAAUAGAGGCAGAUAUGGAGAGAACAGUUUUUAAUAUGUAGGAAACUUCUAAAGUUCCAGAGUUCAUUGAAGAUGAUCUUUUAUGAGGUUGUAAGUUUAUGACAUUUUAUGCAACCUCACUCAUCCUCAUUUAAUCUUCAUUUUAUUCAAUAUCAUUUUGUAAUUGAUCAAAUACUGUGCAAAAAUUAAAUGGUAAAAACAAAGUAUUUUCAAUGUUUGUAUUGAGGGUACAUGGACAAAUGAAAUUUUAUUUGGAAAUAAGAAAAAUUUGUAUAUUUUAACACAAAUAUCUGAGAUGAUGUGACAGCACAAUUUGAUGCCUAUAGAACAUUUUAGUUGUCAUAUUUUCUUUAAAUGCAACCAAUAACAAUGUAUGACAAUACUCGCAAUAAUCUUUAAAAUGUGCUGUGAAAUGUGAGAUUCUUGAUUUUUUUUUUUUUUAUGAUAACAUAUUACAUUUAGCUGAAACUUGGUAUACAGUGAUCCAGGCCCACCUGUGAUAAAUCAUGAUUGAUUUUCUCUGAGUUUUGUUUUUAAGCUCAACUCUUCUUUGUAACAGUCCCCUGGAACUUUGGCUGUGAAUUGAUAUUUUCUAUUUAAAAAAAGAAAUAAUUCCUAAGUAAAGAUAUCGUAUAUGCUCCCAGGCUAUAAGAAUCCAGUUCAUCAUCUGUCUGAUUCCAUAUAAAAAAAAUUAUUCAAAUCUUGCUUUUUGAUGGUCUUAGCGUUUCUCAAUAAAAAUCUCAAAUCAGGUAAAGAGUUAAAAUUUAUUACUUAAUCAUGAUGAUGUUCUAUUUUCUGCAUUUUUAUACAUUUUCUUCCUUCAAGGAUGAUUAUGCUUUAAAAUAUUAGUUAUCUAGUAUAUUUCCAUUUUAGUGAGAAAUAUUCACGAUGAAAAUGAGUUUUCACAGCAAUGUUUACAGUAUAUAGGUUAUGAAUACAUCUGUCCUUUAGGAAAAACACUGGACCUUGCCUAGAAUGAUUGCGAUCUCUUCAGAAUUUUAUUAUCUAGGAAUAGGAGCAAGGCAUUAAAUGAUAUGAUCCACUUUGAAUAUUUUCUUUGUAACAUGCUUUACUAUGUGGUUAUUUUUAUCUUGUCAAUAUCCUCCAUUUUUCUGCUGUAUUUUUUUCCUUCCUCUCAUAUUAUCUUCAUACUUUUCUAAAGAGUAUUAUCUUUGCUUCAGAAAAGUUUGUUGGUUAAAAAUUGUGAAUGUGUAUAUUAACUUGAGAUUUCGAUAAUUGUUGUGAAUGGAAACAUAUCUGAAUUGUUUUAUUUAGAAGGCGAGUAUCACAUGACCACCUUUUGAUUGGAGAGAGGAUACUCUUAUUCAUCAAAUGCCUGAUUUUAGAAUUCAAAUGUGGCAAAGCCCAAUACUGUAUUUCUGUACUACAUUUUAAAGAUCUAUCUUGGUUAUUUUUGGAGUAUUUCUCAACAGCGUUCAUAUAUGUUUCUUGAAUUAUGAACUUGAACGUAUGAAAUUUUGAAUGAAUGCGAAUAAAGUACAAAAAGAUGAA
Molecule: messenger RNA, 5003 nt
Organism: Lytechinus variegatus (green sea urchin)
Lineage: Eukaryota; Metazoa; Echinodermata; Echinoidea; Temnopleuroida; Toxopneustidae
Product: eukaryotic translation initiation factor 4B-like
Exons: 14
Coding region: 75-2213 (712 amino acids)
Molecular function (GO): RNA binding
Source: RefSeq, a predicted model, not a curated record